CACUUGAUAAAGAUUUUCUUAUCCGUUGUCACGGCCGGGAGUAUUUUCAGUAUCGGUUUCCCUUCGGUGACAGAUAGCAGAGAUUCGCGUGUAUCCUGCUCACGGGAAAUAGUACCGUCGAGCAACGCGUAACGUGAGAAAUAAGGAAGAAAAACCGUGCAUGCCGCAUGAACAAUUACUUAGACGAUAGCGAGGUACUGCUGCAAGAGGAUCAAGUGUAACGAUCAAAUCGAUUUCAAUUUCGGUGGACGGUGUUGUGUCGCAAUUUUUUUUUUACUUGGCGACAGUGAGAACCGACUGAAUGUACAAUAAAUAUGAAGUGUGUGUUUCUUAUCGGAGUGUAAGUGUAAAAAUAAAAAAGAGAGAGAGAGAGAGAGAGGGUAGAGCGCUCGACCAAGUGGCACGUUUUCCUUCGUUGUUAAAACCAGGCGCGUCAUUUUGAACGUUAUCAACUCGACGAAAUGACUUUUGAUUACUAUUAUCAUGUCUUCGACGAACGCAGAGAUUCCAAGUACGAUAAAUGUAAUGGCUUCGCGAGAAAUUCGCUCUUCACCUGGUACGACAUCCUCGGUACCUAGCGACCACCGAGUCGUGAAGAUUAAUUCUGAAAAGAGUCUACAGGACAAACAUUUUGUUAGCAAUCGAGUCAUAUCGCACAAGUAUACGAUAUGGAACUUCAUUCCAAAAAAUUUCUUCGAGCAAUUCCGACGUGUGGCAAAUUUUUAUUUCCUGCUCACGACGAUAAUCGCCGUUGCAAUAGAAUCGCCAAUUUCGCCUAUAACCAGCGCCUUACCACUAGCGUUUGUCAUCUUGGUAACAGCAUGUAAACAGGGAUACGAAGAUUAUCUACGCUAUAAAACGGAUAAACGAGAUAAUCGGAGAUUAGUCAGUGUCAUCCGCAAUAAAUGUACGCAGGACAUAUAUUGCGAGCAAAUAAUGGUGGGCGAUCUUGUGAAGGUCUCUCGAGACGAGGAUGUGCCCUGCGAUAUCGUCCUUCUUUAUAGCGAGACACCGGGAUGUUGUUAUGUCACAACGUCCAAUCUCGACGGCGAAACAAACUUAAAGACGCUACAUGUCCCGAAGGUGGUCUCGACGAUGCCGCUUCCACAUAUCGUGGCGAUGCGAGCGUCGAUUACGUGCCAGCAACCCUUGGCGAAUCUUUACACCUUCCACGGCAAACUCGAGGUUAACGACGGCGAGACGACCAGCGGGCAUUUGUCAAUAGAGAAUCUUAUGCUGCGCGGAUCUAGGCUGAAAGACACCGAGUACGUGGUCGGCUGCGCGAUUUACACCGGGCAGGACACUAAAUUAUCGCUCAAUUCAAAGACAGUCAGCAAUAAAUUCUCCACCGCCGAGAGAUCUAUCAAUAAGUAUCUUAUUGUAUACGUCGUGAUACUACUGGCUGAAGUGUUGGUGUGUACAAUGCUCAAGCUGUACGAAGAAACCUACCAAGGAUGGGAGAGUUACCUAGGCCAGCAGCCUAAUAUCACGUUUUCCUCGCUAAUUAACGAUAUUCUGAGCUUUCUUAUCUUAUUCAAUUACAUCGUGCCGAUAUCAUUGUACGUCACCGUUGAAUUGCAAAAGUUUCUCGGCUCCGUUUUCUUCGGCUGGGACUUGGAUAUGUACGACAAGAGUAACGAUCAGCCGGCGCUCGCCAAUACGUCAGACUUGAACGAAGAGCUUGGCCAGGUCGAGUAUUUGUUCACCGACAAGACCGGCACGCUCACUGAAAAUCUGAUGGUGUUCAGGCGCUGCUCGAUCGACGGCAACAUGUACAUGGAGAAAAAUUGCGACGGAAGUCUGUACGUAUUGCCACCAAGCGGAAAGGAGGAGGAGGCCGUCAAACUGUCGUCGUGGGAGGGUGAAAUUUGGCACUUUAUGAUGAGCAUAUCGUUAUGCCAUAUGGUCCAAAUCGCGCCGCCGAGCCAACGUCCCGAGAUCAUAGCUAGACGCACUCUGUUCCGUGAGAGCUUCAGAUUGAAGACAAUCACGAGAGUCAACAGCUCGUUGAUGAUGCAUCCGGACUUGCCGGAGUAUCAGGCGGCGUCGGCAGACGAGAAGGCGUUGGUGGAAGCGAGUGCCAGGUGCGGCGUCGUUUUACAAAAGAAUACUAACGAGGAGAUGUACAUAAAGAUCAACGAGAGCAAUCUGGUCUUUGAGAAGCUGGAAAUAUUGGAGUUCAGCUCUGAACGCAAGAGGAUGUCAGUAAUAGUCAAAGACUCAUCGGGGGAUAUCUGGCUGUACUGCAAGGGUGCGGAUUCCGCUGUUCUGCCAUUGAUAGUUGAAGGAAAGGUGCAAGAGGCCGCUGUCCACGUCGCCGAUUUCUCUAUGAGAGGUCUGCGAACGCUGGUGGUGGCAUACAAAAAGAUGCGGUAUCCCGAGUACGAGAGCCUGAUGCAGAACAUCGAGCAGGCCAGACAGAUAAUCGGUACGGAGAGAGAGACUCGUAUAACGUACGCGUACAACCUUAUGGAGAGUGGGCUCACCUUACUCGGAGUAACUGCGGUAGAGGAUCGCCUGCAGGACCAGGUGCAAGAGACCUUGGAAUGCUUGCGAGUCGCUGGCAUCAAAAUAUGGGUGCUUACUGGAGAUAAGGCAGAGACUGCGGAGAAUAUCGCUUUCUUGUGCGGUCAUUUCAAGAAAGGUACUGAAGUUCUAAGACUGAUGGAUGAGACUUCAGGGCAAACUUGCUUCCUGAUUCUUACAACUUUCGAACGAAAAGUAAAAUUGGAACCAUACAAGCAGUACGGAUUGAUAAUAGACGGUGUCAGUAUAGCGGCGACGUUACGAAAUUGUCCACAAUUAUUUAAAUCCGUCGGAAUGACCUGUGAAGCGGUUGUCUGUUGCAGGCUGACGCCCUUGCAAAAGAGCGAGAUUGUGCAUCUGAUAAAAACGGCACGAAACCGUCCGCAUACCGCAGCCAUCGGUGACGGUGGUAACGACGUCUCGAUGAUACAGGAAGCACACGUGGGUAUCGGAAUACUCGGGAAGGAGGGCCGCCAAGCAUCGAUGUCCGCCGACUUCGCCUUCACCAAGUUCAAGUAUCUGAGAAAAGCAUUGCUGGUGCACGGACACUGGUAUUACCUGCGCAUCAGCAUCUUGAUGCAGUUUUUCUUCUACAAGAACGUGGUAUUCAUAACGCCGCAGGUGUUGUUCAGCAUACAUAAUGGUUUCUCCACGCAGGAACUUUACGAUGGUAUGUUUCUAAUGAGUUUCAACUUAGUAUUCACGUCGCUUCCGGUAUUGAUAUACGGAUUAUUGGAACAGAAUUACGAUGCGACGAAACUCAUGAAGAAUCCAUAUUUGUAUAAACUGAAUAGAAACAAUUAUUUGAUGUCAAGACAUCAAUUCGUAGCGUGGAUGAUUCUAGGAUUAUGGCAUGCAUGCGUGACGUAUUUUACCGUAUUUGCUGUUACGUAUAUCAAUCCUACAUAUCUGUCCGAUAACACGGCGGUUGACCAUUGGACUUACAGCACAUGCAUUUUUCAUAUAGUCACUUUGCUAGCAAAUCUGCAGAUACUAUUACGCAGUUUAUACUGGACAAUCCCACUCGUUCUAAGCGUAGUGCUGUCUGAAGUAGUAUUUUUCAUAAGCAGUUUUUGCUAUUCAAUCAUAAAUCUGAAAUACGAUGGCGAUAUGUACGGGGUCUUUCAAAAAUUAUUAGAAUCGCCCACGUUCUGGUUACUCACUCUAUUUAUCAUCGUUACUUGCUUAACACCUGAUUGUUUAUGGAUGAUGUAUAACGUUACGUACAGGCCAGUGAAGAUCCUUCGUAAAAACGAGGAGCCUCCGCAAAUUAUCAGUUGCAGUGAUGACGGCAGCGAAUAUUCGUGGCAAACGGGACGUCGCGUAUUUCCGUGGAGAGGUAGCCUUUCAUUGCAGAAAACUAAAUAAUACAUUGGGAAAGCAGCCACUUAAGCGCUUCAGUAUUAUCCAUGGGAAUGAAGAUGUGAUUAUCUGGGAUAGUAUCUCAUUUGAAGUCACUGAAACGAUUGGCUGUAUCGUAUCAUUAAAUAAGUGUAAUUGUUUAUUAACAUGGUAAAAUCAGUCAAGACUUUGCUACUAAUUAAUUACCAUUGAAGUACUUUUUUAUAAGCCUUAAAUAAGCCUGAAGAUGAUCAUUUAUAUGCCAGAUUAUUUUCUACAAUGCAAUAUUUAGAAAAAUAUAUAUAUAGCAAAAUAUUACUAUUAAUAAUACAAGAGAGAGAAAUGUUUUAGCGUGGAUGUUAAGCUAUGCAUGAUCCUCGCAAAUUGUUACAGUCUAUAGUGCAAUACUAGUCGUUAAAAUUAAUUUCUGUACAAAGAUAGAUAGUUAUCCAUUGUGAUAGCAUAGACAUAAACGAAUGCAAUGUAAGUAUGUGUCUGUUUGCAAGUGCAAUCAUGAUCGUAAUUAUAAUCAUUCAUUAAUUUAUGUCACACAAUUGUCUGCAAGUUUACUGAAUACAUGACACAUUCAACAAAACCAACAGUACAAUAAAUAUUAGCAAAUUUUAUCAAGAGAGAGAGAGGGAGAGAGAGAGAGAGAGAGAGAGAGAG
Molecule: messenger RNA, 4536 nt
Organism: Vollenhovia emeryi
Lineage: Eukaryota; Metazoa; Arthropoda; Insecta; Hymenoptera; Formicidae
Product: probable phospholipid-transporting ATPase IF
Exons: 21
Coding region: 484-3894 (1136 amino acids)
Biological process (GO): phospholipid translocation
Cellular component (GO): trans-Golgi network; plasma membrane; endoplasmic reticulum
Molecular function (GO): ATPase-coupled intramembrane lipid carrier activity; ATP hydrolysis activity; magnesium ion binding
Source: RefSeq, a predicted model, not a curated record